UAACCUGACUUUAUAUAAUGAACAAAAAGAGUCUUGCAAUCUUCAUACUAUUACUUCUCAUAGUUGGAGAAACAUUCGCAAGAAGAGCGAGGGGUGGAAAUAGUUAUAGGCGCAGAGCUAGAAGUUCUACCACUUCAGGGAGCAGAUCUUCUGGCUCUUGAGGAGGCAGUUCAACUACCUGUAUCAUUAUCCCCAUCUGUUGUAUUGCUGGCUUUAUACUCCUGAUCGCUAUGAUAAUUGUCAUAUGGCAAUGAUGGAGAGCAUAUAGAAAGAAGCACAAAGGCUCAAUGAGCAAUAGAUUAAAGGAAGCUCGAAAAAGAAGACUGGAGUUAGAAAAAAAGCAAAGACAAGAAGCUUCAAAACUCCAAAAACUUCAAAAAGAUCAAGAAGAAAGAGCUGAAAGACAAUACAACGCUCAAAUAAGCUCUCACUCCUCUACAACUCCAGCUAAACUCUCCACUCAAGCUUCUCACCCUCAGUUCAUAAUGCCUGGCUCUGCUCUCCAGCCUACCUACAAUAUUGUGAAUCCUUAUGCUGGCAACCACAACCCUCACCCAGUACCAGUGGCUUAUGACCCAGCCAUGUACGGAGUCCAGUACGAUGCUAACGUUCAGAUUCCUCCACAAAGACUACAGACUCCUUACACAAACCGUCCUAACAGAAGAGAAAGCCAAAAUUCUUCCAAGCUAACCAAUCCAGAUAGAAAAAGAGUAUAGAUCAAUGACUUGGUUACAAGCUG
Messenger RNA from Moneuplotes crassus, 739 nucleotides. The record is from the annotation of a GenBank genome assembly. Lineage: Eukaryota; Ciliophora; Spirotrichea; Euplotida; Euplotidae.